This is a messenger RNA of Oppiella nova, 498 nucleotides long. The record is from the annotation of a GenBank genome assembly. Lineage: Eukaryota; Metazoa; Arthropoda; Arachnida; Sarcoptiformes; Oppiidae.
AUGUAUUAUGCCAAAGCAUUGGCUUUAAAUGCCAACGAUUACCCAAUCGAUGACUACUUAGCGGUGAAAAACUCGCGUAACUUCACGGGGAAAGUGGUGUUAGUGACCGGAAGUAGUUCAGGCAUAGGGGAGGGUAUUGUCAAACUGUUUUCAGUAUUGGGGGCUAAAGUGGUGGUCACCGGUAGGAAAGAGGCAGAAGUCCAUAAAGUGGCUCAAGAGGUGCAACAGUUAUCACCCGACAAACUGAAGCCUUUAGAAGUGACGGCAGAUCUGACCAAAAGGGAAGACGUCGAGAGACUUAUCAAUGAAACCAUCAAAAUGUUUGGACAGUUGGAUGUGUUGGUCAACAACGCGGGGAUAUACCCCACAUCUGACAUUCACGACAAGAAUAUCACCGAUGAGUUUGAUUUGGUGUUUAACAUCGACUUAAGGGCUGUCGUGCAGACCAUUCACACGGCUGUCCCAUACCUCGAGAAGACUAACGGCACUAUUAUUGAU